This is a messenger RNA of Puntigrus tetrazona (Sumatra barb), 1427 nucleotides long. RefSeq lists its product as uncharacterized. Gene Ontology annotation, cellular component: caveola. Lineage: Eukaryota; Metazoa; Chordata; Actinopteri; Cypriniformes; Cyprinidae. The transcript has 3 exons. Gene Ontology annotation, biological process: caveola assembly. Gene Ontology annotation, molecular function: molecular adaptor activity. The record is from RefSeq and is a predicted model, not a curated record. Bases 144 to 689 code for a protein of 181 amino acids.
CCCUGUUUCAGCUUCAAGACAGCACUCUAGCUCUGCGUUCACGGUGUGCAUGUGUAAGAGUGUGUGAAACUGUUUAUGCAUGUAUUGAUGCCAUUAAUGAGCCGCUUUGUGACUUUACGACCUUCGUAUUGAUAACUGGCACCAUGAUGAGGAGUAUGGACGCAAGGGAAACUGAGAUCGACCUGAGGGAUGCAGGGGAUGGAGAGGAUGACGAGGGACAACAGACGUGGAAGACGCAGCUGGAAACUGUCCUGGAGGAAGAGGAGGAGGAAGAUGUGAUAUCUACACAGAGUGACACCAGGCCUCUGAUCAAUGAACGGGACCCAAGACAAAUAAAUGAGUGUCUUAAGGUGAGUUUUGAGGAUGUGAUAGCCGAGCCAGUGUCGGUGCGCAGCGGGGAUCGGGUGUGGAUCUGGAGUCACGCUCUCUUCGAGGUGUCCAGGGUCUGGUUUUAUCGUAUCAUCACGGCUCUGCUGGCUGUACCAGUGUCCCUCCUCGCCGGGAUUCUCUUCGCCGUCCUCAGCUUCGUUCACAUCUGGUUCUUUAUGCCGUGUGUGCAAGUCGUCUUGAUAAACACCGGGUGGUUGCAUACUUUAUGGAGCAGCGUUUUAGACAUAAUCAUCCUACCUUUCUUCCAAAGUGUGUCAAAAUGCUGCAGCGGGAUAAGUGUCGUUGUCACAAGGGAAUGAGAAACAUUCGCUGGAAUCUUUUGAAACGAUUCAAAUGGAAAUUCACGUUGAACUUUUGGGCAGAUGUGUGGCCACCUGACUCCUGGUGCGUGUCGAGAGGGACCAUGCCCAAAUGCUAAGCGUAAUGAAUGUCAGCUCACUGCCAAAGACUGAGGCGAAGCUGAUAUUUGAAAACGCAUGAAGCUUGCGUAUUUCUAAAGGGACAGUCUUCUCGAAAAUGGUGACACUGUCACCGUUCACUCACCCUGAUGUUCUUCAAACACCCUUGCGAUUUUCUUUCUUCUGUGGAUCACAAAUGUGUACCACUUACGCGUUUUAUAUCUCCUUUUAUGUUCAAUGCAAUAAAUAACUUCUUACAGGUUAGUAUUAAGAGGGUGAAUAAACGAUGACAGAUUUUUCCAUUUUCAAAGAAUUGGCGCUGUGUGUUUUGUGCAGGUGUUUUCUUUUUGUCGAUUCAUUUCUUAAUUUCCCACCGAAGGUGCCAUAAAAUGUGUUUGCAGCUGGUUCGGGUCGAGCUAUACUGAUUAUGGUAAAACAUGCUGCUAUUAACGUCUGUUGUGUUUUUUGAUGACCUGUUUUGCAUUGCGUUGAGAACUCAUUGUGUGUUCUUUGAAGUAUUCUCGAAACCCUUUCAUUCGAAAAACAACCGUUUCCUCAAGACUAUUCAAUUAAAUGCCUCACUCUACAUAUGUUAAUAUGAUGCCAUUAAAAUAAAAGUAACAAUUCAGUUACGUGACA